Messenger RNA from Oryzias latipes (Japanese medaka), 6259 nucleotides. It is a transcript of the gene mmp16b, whose product is annotated as matrix metallopeptidase 16b (membrane-inserted). The record is from RefSeq and is a predicted model, not a curated record. Gene Ontology annotation, biological process: skeletal system development; extracellular matrix organization; collagen catabolic process. Gene Ontology annotation, cellular component: extracellular matrix; plasma membrane. Gene Ontology annotation, molecular function: metalloendopeptidase activity; zinc ion binding. NCBI's taxonomy places the organism in Eukaryota, Metazoa, Chordata, Actinopteri, Beloniformes, Adrianichthyidae.
UAUAAUCUGGCUCUGGGCUCCAGGCACGCGAUUUUAGGGUGAAAUGACAAAUAUUGGCUGCAAAGUGCCAUGAUUUUGCAGCGUGAAGGUAAACGCACGCGGACUGCAUUGAUUGUGUCGUGCGCUCUGCAGGGCUGCUCUCAUGAUGCUGCCAAGCAGCGCUGCGCUGUGUGAGAAAUCAAAGCGCAGGCGUCGAGUCGGGAGGGAGCCCAUCCUGCGCAGACUAGGUAUCUUUACUGUACAUGGCCAUUGAUGCUGCUGGAUACAUGAAGCCCCUGGUGUCAACAGGAAUGGCGACAGCGGUGGAUCUAACAUGUCGCUGUUUUUCUGCGUGAUACCGAAACAUCCUUUUUUUGGCGUUUUCUGACAUUUUCUUGAAUUUGGCCCGAAUCUGCUGUGACAGCUGGCCCGAUGGUUUUCAUUUGACACACAGAGCUGACGGGCGGCUUCCUGAUAAACACUCGACUCAAGCAAGUGGGUCAUUAUGACCUUAGUAUCCGCCAGUAAAAGAAAGCCAUCGGAUUGUGUUUACGCGGCAGCUCUCUGGUUGCACAUUCUGCUUUGGAUUUCGCGUUCCGUGUCCGGAGAGGCGCAUCGGCAGUUCAGCGUCGAGGGAUGGCUACAGAGGUAUGGCUACCUUUCCCGCACAGAACCGGGAAUGUCUGUCCAGCGCUCGGCCCAAACCAUGCACUCAGCCAUCGCUGCCAUGCAGCGCGUCUACGGUCUCAAUGUCACAGGGACGCUGGAUGAGAAAACCAUGGAUGAUAUCACAUUAAGAUGGAUGCAAAAACCACGCUGCGGAGUUCCGGACAAAGUCAAGAGUGCCACGAGGUCACGGAAGCGGAGAUACGCAUUGACCGGGCAGAAGUGGCAGAGAACGCACAUCACCUACAGCAUAAAAAAUGUCACACCAAAGGUCGGUGCCCGGCAGACUCAUGACGCCAUCAGGCGGGCCUUCGAUGUGUGGCAGGGUGUUACCCCCCUACGUUUUGAGGCAGUGCCCUACAUUGCCCUGGAGACGGGGAGGCGGGACGUGGACAUCACCAUCAUCUUCGCCUCAGGUUUUCACGGUGACAGCUCACCGUUCGAUGGGGAGGGAGGAUUCCUCGCUCACGCCUACUUCCCAGGCCCAGGCAUAGGAGGGGACACACACUUUGACUUAGACGAGCCUUGGACCCUCGGGAACUCCCACCAUGAUGGUAAUGAUCUGUUUUUGGUUGCGGUUCAUGAGCUGGGGCACGCCCUCGGCCUGGAGCACUCCAACGACCCCACCGCCAUCAUGGCCCCCUUCUAUCAGUACAUGGACACAGAAAACUUCAAACUACCUCACGAUGACCUGCAGGGCAUCCAGAAAAUCUAUGGACCACCAGACAGAGCUCCACAUCCCACUAAGCCCCCUCCCACGGCCCCGCCGCCUUGCUUCCACCCGCCUUCAGAUCCACGGAAACACGACCGCCACACCAGACCCCCUCUCCCCCCACAGGGAGCCAAACCUUACGACCCCAACGCAAAACCUAACAUCUGCGACGGAGGCUUCAACACUCUGGCCAUCCUCCGACAGGAGCUCUUCGUUUUCAAGGACCAUUGGUUUUGGAGGGUGCGGGAUAACUCCGUCGUCCCUGGUUACCCCAUGCAGAUCAACCUCUUCUGGAAAGGCCUGCCUGCCAAGAUCGAUGCUGUGUACGAAAACAGCGAGGGGAAGUUUGUCUUUUUCAAAGGAAAUCGUUAUUGGGUGUUCAAGGACACAAUCCUCCAGCCCUCUUACCCUCAAGACAUCUCUCUGUUCGGUAUCGGCAUGCCCAAACAGGACAUCGAGACGGCUGUUUGGUGGGAAGACGUUGCCAAAACCUACUUCUUCAAAGGAGACAGAUACUGGAGGUACAAUGAGGACACAAGGAUGAUGGACCCAGGUUACCCCAAAUCAAUCUCCAUCUGGAAGGGCCUCCCCGACUCGCCACAGGGAGCUUUUGUAGAUAAGACCAAUGGGUUUACCUACUUUUACAAGGGGAAGGAGUACUGGAAGUUCAACAACAAUCUGCUUCGUGUUGAGCCCGGCUACCCCAGGUCCAUUCUGAGGGACUUCAUGGGAUGCGACGGUUACCCUGCCGACCCCAACUGGGACUGGAGUCCCCCAGCGGCAGAGGAGCGGCACUACGACAACGGUGACGUUGACGUGGUCAUCAAACUGGACAGCACAGGCGGUACGGAGAAAGCGGUGGCCAUCGCCAUCCCCUGCGUUCUGGCGCUGUGCAUGAUGGUCCUCCUUUACACCAUUUUCCAGUUCAGGAGGAAGAGCACACAGCGCCACAUACUGUACUGCAAGCGCUCUAUGCAGGAGUGGGUCUAAGGUCCUAAAGGAGAGAGUAGGAAGCUCUGAUUAAGGUCUAGAUUUUGCUUAAAGCCCUAUAACUGGAGACACUAUAGGAGGAUACAGCACAGGUUUGCCAUGUUGGCAGGUUGAGAAGCAAGCAGAGUCAGCAGAACUCACAUGAAGACGGGGCCACGCCUCCUUUGUCCAACCAAUAUGUAUGUAUCUACUUUGACCCACUCAAUUAAGUUGGACAGAAUUACGCUUCUGUAAGUGGGACCUCUGUCUAUUCCCAUCUCUGCACGCCGCUUCAAAAGCUCUCAGCAUUAACUUCAGAGGACAAAUUAGGAUCCUUACUUUCCUUAAUGAAAUCCUCCAUAGCUGUUCUUUCUUUUUUUUUCUUCUUCUUCUUUUUUUUUUUUAAAGUUUUGACCCCUGUAAAAUCAUUCAUGUGGAGGAGCUGUACACGAACCAAAUAUAACCUUUUCUUCCAAAGAGGAUUACCGCUCGGUUUGGAUGUUUUUCCUCAGCGGAUCACGCUCUGAUUUUCUUCAUUUGCUCUGUCAUUUUUUGGGGGGAAGGAUGCAGCAUUUAGCAAAAGCGAGGAACCUGAGGCUCUUGUGGCAGUUUGUUUUCUAAAGACAAGAGGGCCAAAAUCCCUCUCUGCAAUAUUGAUGAGACGGCCUUAAAUAAUCCCAGAUUAUGCUGGUGUUGACGUUGGAUCCUCAGUGACACAGUCAGAAAAGAAAACGCCGUGUGAAGUCUGUAAUUACUGCCCACAGUUUGAUCCGCAACAGGCGCGCCGCUCUUGGAAAAUGUCAGCUGCCAAAUAUCAGCUUUCAUUAACUGCCUCACCAGAGAGACAAAAGGGUGGCUAGUUGUGUGUCUGUGUGUGGGUGUGUGUGUGUGUGCGUUUGUAUUGUGCGGAUGUAAAAGACAGAAUACUCGCUUUAAUGGGUGUGUAGUGUCAUGUUUGAAACGGCUUCUGUUUUUCUUGAUAAGUUUACUCAGAAACUCUCCAGAGAGCGGCUUCGCUUUAACAGCUUUUUAAUUCACAUUUUUUUGGUGUUUUUUAUUUAAAAAAGUGUUUUGGAUCAUUGUUUUCACGCACAACGCCACCCAGAGGAAGAAGAACGCCAUCUACGCCUCUUUCUGAUCUGGAAGAAUGUCACGCUUCACAAAGGUGAUUCCAUCCUUUCCCUGCAGUUUUUGAUCAAUAGCAUCUCUGUACAGAAGACUGCAUGUCCAAACAGAAGCAGGAAAUUAUCACUGAUAUAUCCAAACUUUCUUUGAGUGAAUUUGGGAAUUUGAGGAGCAGAGCUGUACCAGUAGAGCCUGUGGGUUCAGUAAUAGAACCAGGCUGCUUUAUGCACUGUAACUACAACUAACCCUUAUGCAAACGCAAUCCUGAGCUGAAAGUAUGGGACGCUAAACAAAUGACAUGUGGAUUCAUUCACUGGGUUUUAGGAAAAGCAGCACAGUGACCAGAAUCUGACAUUUGUGUUCUGAGCCACGACGUGUGGCAGAUGCCUGGACACAUUUUAUGGGGAAAAGAUGGCGGCACUAGGGAACUUGGGAGUCAGAUCAGGCCGAACAAAGCCAGACAUUAUUAAUUUUUCAGUUGCUGUUUUACUUUGUGUUGCAUCACGCAGCUUUGGUACUAAUGAAACGCCGUCUUUAAAAGCGUCGUGUGGCUUUCUCAGAUCUUGUUAACAGCUCUGUUUGUACUUAUGAAGAUGUUUACGCUCACAAGCUUCUUUAAAAGGAACCGGGAGCUCAUCCUUAACAACUUGAUCAUCUAUGGAGGUUGUUUCCAUGUCACAGUGUGAGUAGUUUUACACCAAAAAGAUAAAUAAAUAUGUGAGAAAUAUGUUAACAUUUUAUGAGAAUAAAGUUGUAAAAUUAGGCAAAAAAAUUUCAGCAAUUUAUGAGAAAUAAAUCAUAUAACAAUUUAUAGGAAUAUAUUUGUAAAAUUAUUAGAUGAUUUAUGAUAAUAAUGUCAUUACAUACAUAGUCAAAACAACGAUGGGAAUAAAGUCUCAGAUUUAUAAUCAAAAUGUCAUAAUUUCACAAGAAUAGAUUUUUACAUUUUGAGAAAAAAUGUAACAAUUUAUGAACUUUAAGUCAAACAAUCAACAUAAAGUCACCAAUUCACAAGAAAAUAGUCGUAAAAUUAUGAGGAAAAAGUCAAACUUUUACAAGAAUAAAAGACAAAGUCGUAAUUUUACAAUAAUUGAGUUGAUAUGAGAAAAAAGAAAAAACGCAAUCUAAAAAUUAAAUUUAUGACUUUGUUUUUGUAAGAUUACAUUUUUUUAAAUGUAAAAAAAAUAUUUUACAUUUUUCUACCUAGAUCCCAUAAAAUUAUAAUUUCUUUUCAUAAUUUUAUGGUGUUGUUUGUUCUUGUUAAAUUAUGAUUUUUUUCUCGAUUUCCUUUUUUACGGUGGCCCUAAUGUUAAGUCAUACAAUUUACUUAAAGGACUAUAAAAAGUAAAGGAAAAUUACGUCAGCCAAACACCAAAGUAUCAAACCAGAAACAGCAAAGAGCAUGAAUAUCUGCACAAAUGUUUUGCUUUUAAUGGUUUGGUUUUUACUUUUUGAACAUUUCAUGCAUCUUUUUUCAUUUUCUGUUAUAAAAUACAUUUGAAUGUACUUUUAGACUAUUUUGACUACAGAUGAAAAAGGCUUUUUAAUGAACACAUGUUGGCACAUGUAGAGUAAUGUUUAUGCAAGUUUGGCAGCAUCAUUGACUCAAAAACCUCCACAAAACUAUGAAACAGCACUCAUGUACCUGCUAAACUAGCUGGUGAGUGUAAACACCACAUUGCUUUUUAAUUGCUUUUCUGUCCGCUGUUCAGGAACCGUAAUCCAAUCUUCCAUUUUUCUAAGACACCAGAUAUUUAAAACGUUUCUGUCUGAAAGCAUUGUUCGACUCCUUGGGCUGAGGUGCUUGUGGGAAGGUCGCUGUUAAAUCAAGACGCCAUUCCAUCCCUUUUGUUGACGACAAAUCGCUCUCGCUCCAGUCAUCUUUGCGGUGAAAUGCCUGAUCAGCCUCGUAGAGCCCCGAUCCAAGCAUCGACAGAGUCAAGAUCUGGCCUGACCUUGUGGUGUCGGUCUUCAAUAUCAAAACUCUAAGACCGGUGGAAGCAGGAGCCACUUUCAUUUGCGGGCGCGCCGUGCACAUCGGCCCACGUCGAUCCGUGACCACUGUAAUUUAAAGGCUGAGGCGGACGCCUCCGGCUUGGUGUCGUGCGUGAUGUUGUAUCAGUGUGCGUGUUUGUGGUGAGGGUGUGACAGCUCAGAGAUGGAGAACUGAACAAGGCCCCAUAGGCGAGUGGAUAAUGUAUUUAUUGCUGUAGUUACCCCUGUGUGCUCAGAUUUCAUUGCAUUGUACUGAAAACAACAAGCUGUCAAUAAAGUGGGUUUAAAAAUGCAAUAUUUUCUUCAAGUCUCACUGCUACAGAGUAAUACCACUCCCUCCUGUUAGAACAGAGGCAGUUUGUUUUGUGUUUUUCCAUCUUCUGAAGAAGCAAACCCGACGUUGAAGGUGACGGACAUCCAUGGUCUCAAACAAACAUCUGUGGACCACAGGAAGCUUUCAACACAUCGAUGACACGGACCCCGUUUGUCUCCAGACUUCUGUUUGUGUGUGUGUGUUUUUUGUCUGCCUUGACACUUGCUGCUAAGCAUUAGGGCUAAAUUGGAGUCUUAUCAAAAGACACAGAGAGAUCACACCGAAAGACAAGGAGGAAAGAGGAGAUGAAGAGCACUCUAGAUCUUCUACAGACAUGUGAAACACAUUCUCUGAGGCACCAUGUACAAGAGGUUCACUUGUGUAAAUAAUGUACAAGCCGGGCUGUAUACUCUGCUUUGGACACUUUUGUUUUUGAUCCACCGACUCCAUGGAGAAAGAAAAUACCGUCUGUUGUAAAUAAAACGAGUGCAUAUUCAUUA